Messenger RNA from Marmota flaviventris (yellow-bellied marmot), 759 nucleotides. It is a transcript of the gene Rpl13, whose product is annotated as ribosomal protein L13. Lineage: Eukaryota; Metazoa; Chordata; Mammalia; Rodentia; Sciuridae. The record is from RefSeq and is a predicted model, not a curated record. Gene Ontology annotation, molecular function: structural constituent of ribosome; RNA binding. Gene Ontology annotation, cellular component: cytosolic large ribosomal subunit; ribosome. Gene Ontology annotation, biological process: translation.
GAUACACUACCACCCCAGAGGGCUUUGCGGCGCCACUUCCUUUCCGCCCUCCGAUUCCGCGCAAGAGGCCGUAGGCCGCCAUGGCGCCCAGCCGGAAUGGCAUGAUCCUGAAGCCCCACUUCCACAAGGACUGGCAGCGGCGCGUGGCCACGUGGUUCAACCAGCCGGCCCGGAAGAUCCGCAGGCGCAAGGCCCGGCAAGCCAAAGCGCGCCGCAUCGCGCCGCGCCCUGCGUCGGGACCCAUCCGGCCCAUAGUGAGGUGCCCCACGGUGCGGUAUCACACCAAAGUCCGAGCUGGCAGGGGCUUCAGUCUGGAGGAGUUGAGGGUGGCAGGCAUCCACAAGAAGGUGGCCCGGACUAUUGGCAUCUCGGUGGACCCCAGGAGGCGGAACAAAUCCACCGAGUCCCUACAGGCCAACGUGCAGCGGCUGAAGGAGUAUCGCUCCAAGCUCAUCCUCUUCCCCAGGAAGCCCUCCGCCCCCAAGAAGGGAGACAGCUCUGCUGAAGAACUCAAACUGGCCACCCAGCUGACAGGACCGGUGAUGCCCAUCCGGAACGUGUACAAGAAGGAGAAAGCCAGAGUCAUCACCGAAGAGGAGAAGAACUUCAAAGCCUUUGCCAGUCUCCGCAUGGCUCGCGCCAACGCCCGGCUCUUUGGCAUCAGGGCAAAAAGGGCCAAGGAAGCUGCAGAACAGGAUGUCGAAAAGAAAAAAUAAAGCACUGUGGGGUCUUGUAAUAAAUGCUCUCCAUGAAGCUAAA